AUAAAUUUAUAAAUAUUUAACAAUAAUUUUUUUAGCCUUUGAUACAAACUGAGUAAAUAAAGCAUUUAUUAAAAGUAAAUAAAUGACAUAUAAAGUUUUCUACGGUUCUUAAGUUUGAGGUUAAGAAAGAGUUUGAAUAUUUUAUUGAUAUUUUUGCUGUCGCUCUUUAACCUUUGUGUUCUUGCAGUUGCAGGGAAAAUCCACAGCGCGGCGCUGUUGCCCAUCUGUUUCCACAUCUGACCGCCUGCAGCGACACCGCAGUUAAACUGUUCAAUGUUUUACUGUUGAGAUAAAUUCACCAGAGUCACAUCUAGAAACAGAUUUCAUAUAAAAAUCCAGAAAUAUCGUCUAUUCCUCCAUUUUCAUCUCAUUUUCAGCAGCAGGUUUUCCAACUGGAUCCUUUUGUUUUCUUUAAUCUCCAUCCAGACUCUCUUUCUCUCCACAGCAUGAUGCUGCCACCACCACCUUAGAGAUAAAGAGUUCAGGGUAAUGAAUAAGUUCCUCCACAUGGAGGCGACGACAAAAAUGUUUUAUGUUCUACCGCAAACAUUAGUUACCAUAGCAACACAACUUUUUUUUUAAAUGCUUAAAUUUUCACACUGAAUUUGCUUUAAAUCAAUAAUAUUCCAAUACUUUGUUGUAAAGAGGUUAAAAACAGACGAUCAGCUUCAGGCUGCAGCUGAAGAACCAACGAGUUUUUCAUCCAGAUGUUCAGAUUCUCAAAAGGAGCUGUGGUUUUCAAUAUCUGUGAAACAGGAAAUGUGUGUGUGCGUGUGUGUGUGUGUGUGUGUGUGUGUGUGUGUGUGUGUGUGUGUGUGUGUGUGUGAGGCAGUAAAAGCCUGUUGCGGUUUGGUUUUUCCAGCUCAUUAUCUUAUCUGUGAUCGGUCUCUGCGCCUCGGACUCGGUGAAAGCAGCUGCAGGUGUCGUGGGCGUCGUGUGUGGAAAUGUUAAAUGUUUCUCACAAAGGUCACAGACAGAAAGGACUCGACGGUUUACAGAGUCACCUUUCAAUAAAGACGGAAACGUUCUAAAAAUAUCUUCAAAGCAAAACCUUUCAUCUGUUUGUUGCUUUUUAUGUUUGGGACUUUAAAUAACUGAGGAUCCAGUUAGGAUUCACACUAACUGUUUCUCUGCUGACAUCUUUUUGUUUUUGACUCCAACGGACAAAAGACAUAAAGUUUCUGUUGCCUAGAAAUUUACUUGGAUUAGGCCAAAAAUAAAGAGAUGAAACUGAUCAACUGGUGACAUUUCUGCCAAAAUCACAAGUUGAGUCAAAUAUCAUCAAAUAUCACAAAGAGCUGUCUGUCUAUCUCAUAGAUUUUAAUUUGUUAACAUUUUUGGCCAAUUAAUCAUAUUUUUGUUUUUGAUUGUUUGUUAUAAAGGUUCCGGGCGGAACCAUCAUACUGUCGUGUUUCUAGUACGGCUGUAAAUCCGACGCACAUCCCCGAGAAACAUCAACAGAAGAUGAAUCAGCUUCUCUCGGAAAACUGGGGGUUAAUUUCUGCUUCUAAGCGAUCUGAUUGGACACUGAAAAACACUAUUGUUGUAUUGAAGUAGUGCUAAAAGGAGUUAGCAUUUAUUCAAGCUAGCAUCUCAAUGCUAACCAUGUUGCUAAUGCUAAUGUUAGCGUCCACAUUUGUAAAUGAGUCACAUGAACAAUCAGGGCUUCUGAAACACUUUGCAUAAAUCUGAUGGUUGAAUAACAAACUGAAAACUAUAAAUAUCUUAUUAGCUCGUAUGUUAAUUUAUUCAAUAAUUUAGCAACAAUGCUACUGUUGCUAAAUCUGCUUAUCUGUAGUGAAUACACAUGUACAGUGUUACUAACAGACAUUCAAUAAAAAUAAUACACAGAUUCUUUAUUUCAGUUUACUUUAAUUUGAAUCUAAAAACGGCCUGUUAACGACACUUUGAACAUUAUGAACACAUUUUAUCACUGAUUCUGUUAUUUCAAAGUUACUUUUAUCAGUUAGUUACAUGUUGGAUUACUGUUAAUGUGUUUGUAAAGACAUAAUUAAAAGACAGUGAAAUUUAAUGUAAAAACUCGUUUUUAUUCUGAAUUAAACUCUGACCUUUUCAUUAUUCUGUUUCCUGUUUCUCAUCCACCCACACUGAAAAAAGAAAACAGGUGAUCUUUAAAAAGAUUAUGUUAAUUUGCUACUAAUAAUCAAAUGAAGUUUAUCCAGAUAAGUUUAUCAAAUUGUCAUGUUCAGAAAGUGAAUAAAUUCAGUUUGGUAAACUUCAUUUGAUUACAUGUAGUAAACAAACUAUUUUUAUAAGUUGCAGCUACAUUCCCUUUUUUCAGUGCGACUAGAGUUAACCCAAAACGUCCUAAUCCAAACAUGUCCAUCUGCAGCCUCCGUAUCGAUGGCUGCGGGUAUCGAUGCGCGGGAGGUGUGGCGGGGAGGGCUGCGGGGCGGACCGGGGUCCGCCUAUAAAUGGACCAGGUUGCCUCACCUGAGCGAACCGGAGCAUCUUCCAGCAGCAGCAACAGAGUCAAACCUGGAGGUGAAUCCCAGGAUCGUCGCGUCCCGCAGCGAUGAGCCUCCAGUUGGUGCUGAUGUUUGGCGUCGGGGCCGCGCUCCUCCGCGUGGACGCGCGCGUCCGCCUGAACUCCAUCAGAACCGUGGUCCUGACGGAAGGUCACGCGCUGCCCGUGAACCGGAGCGCGUGGGGACCUGGCGUGGACCUGACGCUCUACCAGUGCAUGAGCGACCUGGAGUGCAUCAUGGGAAACUACUGCCACGUCCCGACCAAAGGCCCCGCCCACUCGCGCUGCCUCGCCUGCCGCAGGAGGAGCAGGCGCUGCCUCAGGGAUAGCAUGUGUUGCCCCGGCAACCACUGCAGCAGCAACAUUUGUGUUCCUGAGCCGAACGGCUUUUGGUCCCAGAAUGUCCUGGACGCCGAUGGAGACGUGAACCCGCCGUCUAAGAGAGGAUGGAGGAAACGAGGGAGGGUGAACCUUAAAGCGUCCUCUGGUAGAGGUCAGCUGGGCGACCUGUGCCUGCGCUCCUCUGACUGCGCAGACGCUUUGUGCUGCGCCCGCCACUUCUGGGCCCGGAUCUGCAAGCCGGUGUUGCGGGAGGGCCAGGUUUGCACGCGUCAGCGGCGUAAGGGCCACCAGGGCUUGGAGCUGUUCCAGCGCUGCUCAUGCGGCGACGGACUCACCUGCCGGGCCGCGCCGGACCCAAACAGCCAGACUUCGCCGCCGCAGCCGUCUUUGCUACUGGACCAAGCCGUGAAAUCCAAGUUUGAGGUUUCCCCUUCCUUGUCUCGGCACGCCUCUCCCCACACCUCGGUGCUGGCAGCAACCUCGUCGUCUUCAGGGGCGGCGAAGGCGAGACUCCACGUGUGUCACAGGAAACAAGUUGGACAAACGGGAAGGAAAACAGACUGAUGGAAAAAAAAUCUCCUCUGUCUGUGAUCGAGGCCAGAGGCAACGAGAGGCAGAGAGAUUUGUAAAAGAAAGAGUGAAUAACAUUCCUGUUUACACCCUUAGCGUCUCCUUAAAUAUCUGGAAGGUCAUCAGCUUCCUGCCACGCCAGCUGAAGGGUCACCAAACCCUUUGAGGCUGGGAUGUGAUUUCCUCCAGGGUGUCUAGACAAGCCGAAACCACUUUGAAGUCCAGUCUGACCCCUUUACCCCAACAACACAAAUGUUGAUGCAUGUCUGAAGUAAUUCACACAUUGUCUUCAGCUUCUGAACUCCAAAGAAACAGAGUUAAACUAUUUGGUGGCAUUAGCAUUAAAUAUUAGCCAAAUUCAGUCGACAUUUGAAUUUACUUUCCAAUAAAUAAUUAUUUCAUCUUUAUAACUUUGUACCACCGACAUGUAAACAGGUUUUAUCGCUAAACCAGCCGUUUACCACUGUGAAAUCCUUUCACAUAAAUUUAAACUUAUAAAAACACAUUUUAUGUAAAUGUUGUCAUACUUUUUACAUUUUAGCUAAUUUUACUGGGUUUAUUCUCUGAGUAAAAACUAAAUAAAUCAAUUAAUUUUUUCUGUAUGUUUUGUUGCACUGAUAUUUUGAAAUAAUUUGUUUUGUAUAAAUUGUGUAUUUUGUGGUAAGUCUGGGUGUAAUUAUUCACAUUUAUUGAGUUUAACUGAAAGUUCACAAAAAUGUUUUGUGAUUAAAUUUGUUUCUUCUUGC
Molecule: messenger RNA, 4146 nt
Organism: Gambusia affinis (western mosquitofish)
Lineage: Eukaryota; Metazoa; Chordata; Actinopteri; Cyprinodontiformes; Poeciliidae
Product: dickkopf-related protein 2-like
Exons: 5
Coding region: 2537-3394 (285 amino acids)
Biological process (GO): negative regulation of canonical Wnt signaling pathway; multicellular organism development
Cellular component (GO): extracellular region
Molecular function (GO): co-receptor binding; receptor antagonist activity
Source: RefSeq, a predicted model, not a curated record